This is a messenger RNA of Trachemys scripta elegans, 1341 nucleotides long. It is a transcript of the gene YTHDF3, whose product is annotated as YTH N6-methyladenosine RNA binding protein 3. Gene Ontology annotation, cellular component: cytoplasm. The record is from RefSeq and is a predicted model, not a curated record. Gene Ontology annotation, molecular function: N6-methyladenosine-containing RNA reader activity; mRNA binding. NCBI's taxonomy places the organism in Eukaryota, Metazoa, Chordata, Testudines, Emydidae. Gene Ontology annotation, biological process: mRNA destabilization.
UUCCACCCUCACGUGACAUGGAGGCGGAGAGAGGAAGGGAAAGGUCAGUGGCGACGUCAGCGGAGCGGAAGGUCAGGGCGGGAGCGGAAGUGGGAGCCGGAGCCUGUCCGCCAUUGUGGGGAAGCGGCGCCUAGAGCGGGGGGGAAGCAGCGCUGCGUCCGGCCGGCCGGCUCCUUCCAGCGGGAACCAGAUCAGCGGCGGCGAGCCCGGGCAGCAGCGGCGGCGACAAUCAAGCGGCAGCGGGGAGAGCGGCGCGGUCGGUGUGUGCGGGAGUCACUCGAGGCCCAGGCGGAGCGAGGGGAUCGCGGCUCCCCGUGAAGAAUGUCAGCCACUAGCGUCGAUCAGAGACCUAAAGGACAGGGAAAUAAAGGAGAGAAAUAGAAACAAACAAUAACUAUAUGGAGAUGUCCUGCUAGAAUUACAACACUAAUGAUGUAGACUCUGGAAAUGCCUAAUAUGUCUAAGAAGACGUUAUUAAAGCUUUUUUUCUGCUUAAGGUGACAUCUUUGAACACUUUAACACGAAAUUGACUCUUCUUGUAAUGGUUCUCAUCAGUGCAUCUGCCCUUAUACUCUCUCACCAAACACACUUGAGAACUGUAACUUCGUCAAGCACUUUCUGUCAUGAAGCUUUUACCAGUAUCUGCUGUCUUUUGUAUUUAUGCAUCCUAGCUAAGGCACAGGAGACGGAACGAAUGCAAGGAUUCAUUAACUCUUUGAAUUUGUUAAAUACUAACAAUUAACCAUUAGAAGUGAUUCAAUGAUGUGAGAUUCACAUUGCUUCAACUUACUUUUUCUUUGUUGUAGUUUUUUUUUUAAUUGUCAGUUUUUAGCUAUUCAACAGAUUAAAAGCAAAAUCAUGCCAUAUUUAGUCCUGGAGUAAAACUCAAGUCUAAAUGUUCAUGUGAAAAUUAUUGUAGUAAACUUUUAAUAUGGCAAGGCAACUUUAAGAUGCAGUUUAGCCAAAUGAAACGUAACAUGAAAUUAUAUUAGAAUGACAUUUCCCUUGUUUCAAACUGUUUGGUGUAAGAGAAUAUUAAUAUGCAGCUUGGUGGACAGCACCGGUUAAUGCACACUUCUUUAUUUUUUCUGUAAUAUGUAUACUGAAAAAAGUGCAUUUGUCUGAGGAACUGUUUGUUUGCUACCACUCAAUGAAUCUCAGUUUUGAGUAAAUGUACCUCAGUCUAAAUCAGACUUUUUAUGACCUUUAUAACUACAUUUAAAACCUUUAAUUCCUAUUUCUGGGUGUUUGCAAGCCUGACAGAUUGCUAUCAUGGAAGUGAAAAUUUACUCCUCUAGGUGAUUCACUAGCUAAAUAAACAUAAUUCUUGUUUAGCAAGCA